This is a messenger RNA of Penicillium lagena, 1641 nucleotides long. Its product is annotated as amino acid transporter. The transcript has 4 exons. The coding region runs from base 1 to 1641 and encodes 546 amino acids. Gene Ontology annotation, biological process: transmembrane transport. The record is from RefSeq and is a predicted model, not a curated record. Gene Ontology annotation, molecular function: transmembrane transporter activity. Lineage: Eukaryota; Fungi; Ascomycota; Eurotiomycetes; Eurotiales; Aspergillaceae. Gene Ontology annotation, cellular component: membrane.
AUGACAAUAUCAACCAGUCAACGUCAAUAUGCACCUCCUGAGGCAAACCUCGAUGACCUUGAACUAGAGUCAGUCGGCUACAGGCGGGAUAUGCCACGCCAGUUCUCAAUCUGGUCACUGGGCGCGUUAUCCUUUACUCUUACUUGUAGCUGGCUGGGAACUGGCUCAUCUGUUGGGAUCAGUCUCGCCGAAGGCUCCUCCGCAGGUACAUUAUGGUCACUGCCAGUGGCUGGUAUCAUGACCACGAUUGUAUCACUGGGGAUGGCUGAGCUGGCCUCUGCAUAUCCGGUUGCGGGAGCUCAGUACUAUUGGUCAUUCAUGGUUGCAAGUGAGAGACAUAAAGCAUUUGCAUCUUACUUGAACGCAUGGAUGAGCAUUCUCGGGUGGUGGCUUGGCUCAGGUUCAGUCGCCAACUUCGUCUCGUCGAUGGUCCUAGAUAUUGUGAUCAUCUGGUACCCGGACUAUAGUUUCCAGCACUGGCACCAAUAUCUGAUAUACGUCGCAAUUAUCUGGUUGGCAGUUGCGCUCAACAUUUUAGCUUCAAGCUGGCUACCUUUGUUCAACAAAUUCAUCUUCAUUCUGUCUGUCCUAACUCUCACAUCAACGACCGUGACUCUGUUCCUGGUUAGCAGGAAUACGCAUCUCCCAGUCUCAUUGAUGUUCACAGACACAGCGACACACAGCGGCUGGGCGAGUGAAGGAUUUGCUUUCAUGCUCGCAGUUGGCAAUGCAGUAUUUGCGUUCCUCGGGAGCGACUGCGGCGCUCACCUCUGCGAGGAGAUCGCGAACCCAUCUCGGAAUGUACCGAUGGUGAUUGUCUUCCCACUUGUUGUUGGGCUUCUUACUGCUUUUCCAUUCGCCUGUGCAUUGAUGUACUCAAUCAGCGAUAUGAAGGCGGUAUUAAACACGACAACUGGCUUACCUUUGAUUGAAAUUUACUUCCAAGCCACGCAAUCUGCAGUUGCUGCGUCUAUUCUGUUGGCUGCCUUUGCAUUUUGUUUCUUCGGCUGUUUGGUUGCUAACGCUACAACCUCAUCCCGCACUUUAUGGGCAGUGUCGCGCGACGGAGCCAUCCCGUUUAGCAAAGUGUGGAUGCGAGUUAAUCGCAGAUUUCGAAUGCCUGCCAACGCCGCUCUCCUCUCCGGAACAUGUAUCUCCAUCUAUGGCGUCAUUUUUAUCGGCUCUACCACCGCGUUCUCGUCAAUGGUCAACGCAGCCAUCGUCUUCCUGCAAACGUCUUGCGUAAUUCCACAAGGAAUUCUAUUAUAUCGCGGACGAGAUCGAGUGCUGCCAGAACGAUACUUCCACCUAGGUCGAUACGGUGCCACUAUCAAUGUCGUUUCCGUUGCAUGGGUGGCCUUCCUCGACGUACUAUAUUGCUUCCCCACGUCAAGACCAGUUACCAUUCAAAAUAUGAGCUAUGUCUCGGUGGUCAGUAUAGGGCUCAUCAGUAUUGUUCUCUUAUUGUGGUUCUCAGGCAAACGCAACGUCUUUAAGGGGCCAAAUGUUGAUUAUAAUCUUCUGAACAUGAGACGCAUGGCGAACCUCCGUGGAGGAGAGGAGUUAGCUAUAGAAGCUGUGCCCGGGGAUACUAGCAGUCUGCAGUCACAGGAAAGCAACAAAAAAGGGGCGGAGCCUUAG